This is a messenger RNA of Loa loa (African eye worm), 3003 nucleotides long. RefSeq lists its product as hypothetical. Gene Ontology annotation, biological process: chromatin remodeling; DNA repair. The coding region runs from base 119 to 2560 and encodes 813 amino acids. Lineage: Eukaryota; Metazoa; Nematoda; Chromadorea; Rhabditida; Onchocercidae. The transcript is spliced from 19 exons. Gene Ontology annotation, molecular function: ATP binding; ATP-dependent chromatin remodeler activity; DNA helicase activity. The record is from RefSeq and is a predicted model, not a curated record.
CUGAGAUUGGGGACAGUAGUUCCCGGGAAGAUUUAGUACAUAUUUGAUUUGAAACGUUCAAUUAAAUUUGAAGUUUGUUCGGAGUGCCGCAUCAACUACGUGCAAAGGAUUCAGAAGAAUGGUCGAGGAUUAUGUGAGAGAAUUAAGGGAAUCGAAAUUAGGUAUUAAUUUUCACGAACAUCAAAUUCUUGGUACAAAACGUAUCUUGCGAUGGUAUAGUGAGGAACAUGGUGGAAUUAUUGCCGAUGAAAUGGGUAUGGGAAAAACCUGUCAAGCAGUUGGUGCUAUCGUUUGCUUGCUUAAUGAUAACAAAGCAGGACGGCAUAUGGUUAUUUGUCCACUUUCGGUCCUCCAACAUUGGCAAAAUGAACUGUUUAGAUUUGGUCUUGGAAAACUUCGAGUUAUAACAUAUAUUGGAAAUGCUGAUGCGAGGAGAAUGAUUCGGCGAAAGUUAGAAAGCUCCAAGGAUUGGAAUGUUUUGGUUACAACCUAUGAGAUGGUGAUAAUUGAUGAGCAUCAUUUCCACUGGACAUGGUCUUCAUUAUUUAUCGAUGAAGCACAUCGUUUGAAGUCAAGCAAAUGUGUUCUCCAUCAAAUUAUUCGCAAGAUGUCUGUAGAAUUCAUGGUAUUAAUGACCGGGACACCUAUACAGAAUAAUAUCAAUGAACUUUAUUCAUUACUCUCCUUGAUUGAUGCGAACAGAUUCCCGCUUCUUGACGAAGAGCAAUUUGUUGCGAAAUAUCACAACACAUAUGACACCGCCAUGGAACUUCAACAAAUGCUUUCCAAAUAUCUUAUUCGUCGAACAAAGCAGAUACUGCGUAUCAGUAUUCCGGAUAGUUCAGAAGUUGUAUUAUAUCAUGGAAUAACUGAAAUGCAAAAGAACAUAUAUCGUGCAAUACUGAGCAAAAAUUAUAAAUACUUUGAGAAUAUGAACGAUAAGAAAACUGAGCAUACUGGCAGUAAAAUGUCAUUACUUAAUGUAUUAAUGCAGCUACGAAAAUGUGUUGCACAUCCUUAUCUUUUUGUUGGUGUGGAGCCAGAACCUUUCAAGGAAGGUGAUCAUUUAUUUGAAGUAAGCGGAAAAUUCUUUUUACUGGAUCGUCUGCUCUCACUGUUAUCUGCAAAGGGUCAUCGUGUACUUAUUUUUUCACAAAUGUCUCGUGUGCUUGAUAUCGCCCAGGAUUAUUUGAUUUAUAAAGGAUACAACUAUCGACGUUUGGAUGGAAGUGUAAGAGCCGAGGAACGGUUUGUUGCCGUAAAUCGCUUCCAGACUAAUUCAGAAAUAUUCUGUUUCCUAUUGUCAACCCGAGCUGGCGGUCUUGGAUUAAAUCUAACCGCUGGCGAUACGGUGAUUUUUUUGGAUUCGGAUUUCAACCCACAGAAUGACAUUCAGGCUGCAGCAAGAUGUCACCGAAUUGGGCAGAUGAAGCCUGUAAAAGUGAUACGUUUGAUUGCGCGUUAUACGGUGGAGGAUAUGAUACACUGUCAUGCAGCUCGGAAACUUCAAAUGACUCACGAGAUUUUGAAGGAUAACAAUGAUGCCAGGCAAAAACUAACAUUUGCGGAAAUUUCUGAUUUGAUAAUAAAGGGCUUGAAUCGACUGAAUAAUGGGAAAAUUGAUUCUGAAGAAUUAAAUAUGGAAGAAAUUGAAAAGUUGGUUGGUAGAACCGAUGAAAACGGUCACUGGAUUCAUGAUGGAAAAGAACAAGUUGUGAGCUCCGAAAAAUCAGAGUGGAAGAAGGAAGAAAGUAGCACAUUGGAAAAUAUGUAUAUCUUCGAAGGACAUGAUUAUAAACAGGAUGUUGCAGCUCUGCAGAAUAUUUUAGAUGGAUCUAAAGCCAUCAAAUUAGUUGGACAUGCUUUGGUUGGGGAGUCUGUAUCAGUUCAAAGGCGAACACGUAAACUAAUAUCAAAGGAAGAAAUGGAAAAAAGAAUAAAAAAACGAAAGGAAACAUUAGAACGGAAGAAAAAAUUGAAAGAAGAAAGAAUUGAACAGAAUAGAAAGGAACGAGAGGCGAGGAAGGCCAUGAAAUGGCUCAAAAAUAAUUACAAAAGUGGCUCUUUACCAUUUCACGAAGUGCAUGAAGUUCAACAUGAUGACAGUAACACAGAUUUUGGACCUCAUUUCGUCUAUGGCAGUGUCACGGAUACGCUAAAAAUUCCCAGUGAUAAUUCGGAUCGUGCACUUAUCGUUCAUGUUGUGGAUGAUAGUGGCAUGUUUGGUCGUGGAGGUGUGUUUGAUGCUUUAAGAAGAGUGAGUCAACAAACAGUAGAUCAGUACGAGUUAGCAGGCGAGAUGGGCGAUUUACAUCUUGGUAAGGGAUUAAGGGAUAAUAACGGUAUUGGUGAAGCUGAGCAGUCCACAUCUAGAACUUUUCCUUUUUGGAGGAAAAUAUCUGUGGUAUUAUUAGUAGCACAAGAUUACCGUAAAAGAGAUAUAAUUGACCAAGAAGUUUUGACAAAAUGUCUCAAAAAGCUUGCAUUCUAUGCGGUGAACUCAAAUGUCUCAAGUGUUCAUAUGCCACGACUUGGUUAUGAUAAGCGAAAUAUUAGUUGAUAGAAACUCAAAUAAACGUCCAGAUAAUUCUAAGAAAAUUGCACUGCAGAAAAAAACCAGAAUAAACAAUGAAGCUGGAAACGAUUUCGAAGAGAAGGAUACAGAAGGUAUGGAGCAAGUGGAAAACGAAGAGAACAGUGAAUCUAAUGCUUCAUUUUGUGUUGAGGCAGAUCAAAACAACGAAAUAAGAAGGAAGGACUGACAGGGUAAUAGCGAGUUUCACAAGCAGAACCUGAAUUUAUUGGCUUGAACUGUAAUUAAACUAAACUUUAGUUUUAGUUUAAUAACAAUUUCAAUAUACCAUGUAUCUUACGGAAGUUGUAUUGUAAAUAUUUGAAAUGUGUUUUCUCUUUUGUAUAUUUUCUGAAUACACAUAGAUCGCUCCCGUAAUGGUUGCGGAUCCGACAGCGACUAAUUAAUUUUGUCAUUAAAAUCAUUCCCAA